Molecule: messenger RNA, 2308 nt
Organism: Athalia rosae (coleseed sawfly)
Lineage: Eukaryota; Metazoa; Arthropoda; Insecta; Hymenoptera; Athaliidae
Gene: Dip-B
Product: putative aminopeptidase W07G4.4
Exons: 8
Coding region: 550-2160 (536 amino acids)
Biological process (GO): proteolysis
Cellular component (GO): cytoplasm
Molecular function (GO): metalloaminopeptidase activity; manganese ion binding
Source: RefSeq, a predicted model, not a curated record
UUACCUGCAGUCCUCGGACUCAACAGCAUACCUGCCCGUUAUACCUGAUUCUGGUUUAUUGUUAGUUGAAAACCAGGAAAUCGGGUCUUUGAUGCUGAGUUUGCGCGCUGGACCACGACGCCGGCGUCGCGACGCGUCAGCCUGAAACUGCGCAGUGCCUGUGCCUCGAACACGGUCACCCAUCCGCUACGUUCCUGUUUCCAUACCGUUUCGUUGGUAACCAAGGUGCCAAGAAACUAACAAAAUCAUUGUUUUUAUAACACCAGCUGAUUUUGAACCAAACACCGCAAUUUUUCCACCCAAAUUCGGUUGCCAUCAUCGUUUCAAAUACCCGUCAUCCGGGGAUUAUGGUGCGGCCGCGUGCGUGAUUGAAAAUUUUGUAAUUUUUUUUUUUUGUAAUUUUUGAUUUUUUUCUACGUUUUUUAUCUGCAACGUUUUUUUUUUUUCGUCUCGUCACACGUCUCUCGUUAUCGUCUUAUCACCUGUCAACGAUUCGCACCGCGAUUGUGAGCUCGUGAGAUAUCGUAACUCUAUUUCGUCGUCGUCAUCAUGGCAGUCGAAUCGAGAUGGAUGCCCUGUCAGUUGAAAAUCGAGCAGAAUAUCUGCAGCUGCGACUACGACGGUAUAAUACUGGUGUCAGGAAGCGCUCCAGGAUUCGAUGAACCCGAGCCGUUCAAGACGGUCCUUUACUGUGCAUCGCAGAUCGAUUCCGCACUAGGUGUUAUUGGUGCGGUACUGCCAAUCAAUUUGCCCGCCAAACGGCUUAUCUACAGUCCGACCGGUCCCCUCAACAUGGAUUACCACGACGUAAGAAGUUUUUCAGAAGCUGCGACCCGAGGAGUGAAAAGAGCUUUGAAGGCCGGCGUACGAUGUCCGCUUCUGGUUUUACUUCCGGACGUACGUUUCGAGAACGUGGAACUGGUCACGCUGCUCGGUGCCCUCGAAGGACUCUACGUGCCACUGGAAGUGAGAGAAAUCUGCCCUGACAGGUGUUACAAGGCUUGUCAGUUGGCUGUAUGGAGUCCGAUAUGCAGUAAAAAAUUACAAGGUAUUGUCAAGUUGGCGUCCGCACUGGAGAGCGGUAGAUACGUCGCCAGAGAUAUCGGUGGAGCCGAUCCGGAAAGAAUGGCACCCCCCAGAGUCGAGGAGUACAUCGCCGAAUUGUUUUGCGGAUCUAACGUAUCGGUCCAAGUGAUUUCCGAUCAGGAUACUCUGCUGAGGGAAUAUCCGCUGUUCGCAUGUGUCAACCGAGCGGCCUCCGUUAUACCGAGACACGCCGGAAGGAUAAUAUUCCUCACUUACGAACCGUCGAAUCCCGCCUGCGUACUCGAGACGGUUAUGCUCGUUGGAAAAGGUGUGACGUACGACACCGGCGGUGCUGACGUCAAAUUCGACGGUUGUAUGGCCGGCAUGUCCAGAGACAAAUGUGGGGCGGCCGCCUGCGCUGGAUUUAUGCAGGUCGUUAAUCUGCUCCAACCGCCUACCGUUAAGGUCGUGGCCGCUCUGUGCGUGGUGAGAAACAGUAUCGGUGAAAAUUCUUACGUUGCCGACGAGAUCGUCACCGCCAAAUCGGGGGUGAGAGUUCGCGUCGGGAAUACCGACGCCGAGGGUCGUUUCGCCAUGGCCGACGCGCUCUGCCACAUCAAGGAAAUGGCACUCUGUUCCGUAAACCCACAUAUUUUCACCGUCGCCACCCUAACGGGACACGCGGUUCUGGCCGCCGGAAAAGGAUACUCGAUCGCCAUGGACAACGCGGUAGCCAGGCUGGUCAGCAAUGCGGAAAAGCUCCAAGCUUCCGGCGAAACGAUGGGCGACCCCUUCGAAAUUUCAAGGCUACGAAGGGAGGACUUUCAGGCACACGAAGGGCGAGCCGAGGGCGACGACGUUCUUCAAGCCGCGAAUCGACCGAGUUCGAAACUGGAAAGAGGCCAUCAAAGCCCGGGCGCCUUCCUCAUCAUGACCUCUGGAUUGGACAAGCACGGUAUCGCCUCCGAAAAACCGCUGAAGUUCACCCAUCUGGACGUGGCGGCGAGCGCGGGCGAUCUACCCCGCCAACCAACCGGCGCGCCGAUCGUAGCGUUGGCUAAAAAAUUUCUAUUCAAUUUCCUAGAGGAGGAAUUGCGCGACGCCUGCACGUUGCCCAAGAGUCCGGAGAAAUGAUCCUUCGUACGGGGAGCGAAUCGUAUUCGAAUUAUUUUCAAUGUGACUUCUCGCGUUUGGUUUUAUUUCAGAAAAGUUCGUGGAUGUCGAGCUUUUCCCAAUUUUGUAAGAGACGAUGAAAAAACAAGGAGUCCAGAAGAUAACCUUA